Molecule: messenger RNA, 2466 nt
Organism: Cicer arietinum (chickpea)
Lineage: Eukaryota; Viridiplantae; Streptophyta; Magnoliopsida; Fabales; Fabaceae
Product: heterogeneous nuclear ribonucleoprotein 1
Biological process (GO): regulation of translation
Molecular function (GO): mRNA binding
Source: RefSeq, a predicted model, not a curated record
CUCUAUAUUUAUAUAUAUUGUCUCUCCUCUCCUCAUGUUAGUUACAAAUUCCUUUUCUUUUCAUUUAAAUUAAGGUAGUGGAAUAACCAAGAAGAAGAAAGAGAUAGAAAAGAAAAGCAAGAGAGAGAAAAAAAAACAUAACAUAGAGGAUGAUGAUGAACAACACAUCCUCUGUUUUCAAUCCUAGUUUUUGAUUCAAACAUUUUUUCACAUGCCCAUCAUUUUCCAACAAUCUUCAUCUUCAUAUGAUUUUUGGGUUCGAGUUUUGAUUGAUGCUGGGAAGAUCCGAUGCUAUUAGAUCGAAUUUGACAAAACCCAUUUCGUUUCUGAUCGAAGUAACAACUGGGUUCUGUCUCAAUUUUAAGAUAAGAUGGAAUCGGAUCUUGGUAAGCUCUUCAUUGGAGGAAUAUCUUGGGACACUGACGAGGAACGUCUCAAAGAGUAUUUUGUGAAAUAUGGGGAGGUGAUAGAGGCUGUGAUCAUGAGAGAUCGCGCAACAGGCCGUGCUCGUGGUUUUGGUUUCAUUGUCUUUGCUGAUCCUGCUGUUGCUGAGAGAGUUAUUAUGGAUAAGCAUAUCAUCGAUGGCCGCACAGUUGAGGCGAAGAAAGCUGUUCCUAGGGAUGAUCAGCAGAAUGUAAACAGACAGACUGGUAGUGCACAUGCAUCUCCCGGUGCUGGACGUACAAAGAAGAUUUUCGUUGGAGGCUUACCAUCAACUAUCACUGAAAGUGAUUUCAAGAUGUAUUUUGAUCAGUUCGGUACAAUUACUGAUGUUGUAGUUAUGUAUGAUCACAAUACACAAAGGCCAAGAGGUUUUGGCUUCAUCACAUAUGAUUCGGAAGAAGCCGUGGAUAGAGUUCUUUAUAAAACAUUCCAUGAACUCAAUGGAAAGAUGGUUGAAGUCAAGAGGGCAGUUCCGAAAGAACUUUCGCCUGGUCCCACCCGAAGCCCGUUGAUAGGAUAUAACUAUAGUUUGAAUAGUAGGGCCAGUAACUACCUAAACAAUUAUGGUCAAGGUUAUAGUAUGAGUCCAAUAGGAGGAUAUGGAGUCAGAAUGGAUGGUAGGUUUAGUCCACUUACUGGUGGUAGAUCCGGAUUUACCCCUUUCGGCAGCACCAAUUAUGGAAUGGGGAUGAACUUGGAUUCAGGAUUGAGCCCGAGUUUCGGAGGGAACUCUAAUUUCGGGAACAAUUUAGGGUAUGGUCGGAUAUUUAGUCCUUUUUAUAGCGGCAACUCGAGCAGAUAUGCUACUCCUAUAGGCUAUAAUGGGGGUAAUGGGAGAGGUGAUUCUCUAAUGAACUCGGCUUCUAGGAAUGUUUGGGGAAAUGGGGGUCUGAGUAAUGCCAAUAAUCCCGUCAGCCCUGGUGCUUUCUUGGGAUCUGGAAGUGGAGCAUUUGGUGUUUCAAUUGGAAAUAGCGGCACAAACUGGGGCCCAACGAUGCCGGCUCAGGGUGGAGGGGCUGCUUCUGGCUAUGCUACCGGUAAUAAUGUUUAUGAAGGUGGAGAUAGCGGCUUUGGUUUAGGUGGAGCAGCAGGGUAUGGAAGAAACAACAAUGCAGUUGUGAAUCCAUCCUCUGCAUUUAAUGCCUCGGCUGGUGGUUAUGAAGGAUCCUAUGGGGACUUAUACCGCAGUGGCAGCGGUUCUGUUUACAAUGACUCUGCUUGGAGAUCUGCUGCUUCUGAGAUAGAUGGUUCUGGCUCGUUUGGUUAUGGUCUUGGUGGUAUUGCAUCGGAUGAUGCAGUGAAGACUUCUGAGGGUUACAUCGGAAGCUACAAUGUUGCAAGUAGACAACCUAAUAGAGGUAUCGCUGCUUAGGAGAUAUGUAAUUGAAUAUGUCAUGGUAGCAGUAGAUCAAGGGAAACCGGUUACAAGUAAUGAGGUAUUGUGAAUUCAUGCAUCUCAAUCACUUAGAGAGAGAUAUAAACUCACAAGAAAAAUUUGUCAUAUAUAGCUAACGGUGUUCUUUCAUUUGAAGUAUACAUAUUCAAAAAAAAAAAGCAGUUACAAGUUAUUUCGUGUAAGGCGUGGUUUUCUUCCUUUUUUUCGGUCGUCUUUUUCAUUUUUCAAGACUUAGGUUUCUUACAUGGAAGUUGAUUGAGGUGUAUAAUCAGAUCGCGGGAUAUACUAAGGAAGAUUUAUUCCAUGAUAGUGUAAUAGUACAUCUCUCUCGCGGCGAGGCGUGUUUGCGUCGUUGUUUUAGUUUGUUUGAUGAUUUAGAGUAAUUGUUAAUUUUUCGAAUUUCUUGUUUUUUAUUUUUCAUUAGCCAAAAAUGUAAUGCCUAGCCAAGGUGAUUUGUUUUUGUCACCUUAUUUUAUAUUUCAUGAUGAUAUAUGUAACUUUGGUCAAAAAUUGUAAGUCAGGUUCAGUUUGAUUUAUUUAUCAUUAAGUGUGAAACAUGAGUGGGAUUCCUAUAUAAGGUCCCCAUCAAAUAAUCAAGUUUCUGAACAGUUUUAUUUAUUUAUUUA